Molecule: messenger RNA, 209 nt
Organism: Symphalangus syndactylus (siamang)
Lineage: Eukaryota; Metazoa; Chordata; Mammalia; Primates; Hylobatidae
Product: DDIT3 upstream open reading frame protein
Source: RefSeq, a predicted model, not a curated record
GGCACUGAGCGUAUCAUGUUGAAGAUGAGCGGGUGGCAGCGACAGAGCCAAAAUCAGAGCUGGAACCUGAGGAGAGAGUGUUCAAGAAGGAAGUGUAUCUUCAUACAUCACCACACCUGAAAGCAGGCAUCAGACCAGCUUGCCAACCUGUGGCAUAGACUGUUUGCUACAUGGAGCUUGUUCCAGCCACUCCCCAUUAUCCUGCAAAU